GCAUCGGUCAAGUCCAUCAAAACGGACACUGUCAUAGUCAGUUAUGGCAAUGAUACGAAAAACGACGAGGUGAAAUUCGAAGACUGCCGUUUACCACCUCGUUCCACUAAGACCGAAGUGUUAAAAGUAGGGGAUGUUGUGGAGGCAUUGAUGAAACAGGACGGUGAUGCUAUCUUUGGUUGGCAAAAAGCUAAAAUCAAAGAAUUGAGGGGUGACUUAGCAGCAAUCGAAAGCGUUGAAGGCCCUCAUCGCAUGGACAUUGUAUCAUCGGAGCAUAUACGUACGUUACCUGUGAAGUGCACUCCGCUGAAGCAGAGUCAAUUUAAACAUGCCAAGAUACAUGUUCCAGAUGAUCUUCGUAACUACUUCAGACGCCCCAAAUCAUAUGCUGACUUUGCUGCUACCGUCAAAAGUGUAUUUGUGGAAUAUGAUGAGAAGAAUGGGGAUCUUUUGCUCUCCACAUUCGAAGAACAAGCAGUCAAGCGUGCUACUAUUCUCUCAGAUAUGUAUUUCAAGGAUUCUCGCCAAAAAAUGCAACUUCUUCAACGCCAGGAGGAAGCUGCUCGUUACCUAGAGAAUUCAGCUCUUAAUACAUGGGCUCACGUAGAAGAAUUUGCUGUGCCGUUUGAUUUGAUGGGUCUUGCUAUAGGUUCUCACGGAGCAAAUAUCCAAAGUGCACGCGAAAUUGAAGGCGUUGAAGAUAUUCAACUAGUGGAGAGCAGCGAUGGUCAUACUCCCGUACUCUUUAAAGUUUUCGCUCAAAAUCCUGAAGCUGCCGCCGCAGCUCGUUCCCAACUCGAAUAUGCUGUGGAAUCGUUUGAUGUACCUCGUGGAAUGGUUGGGAAAGUUAUUGGUAAAUCUGGCAAGACUAUUCAGGAUAUUGUCGAUAAAUCUGGUGUGGUACGCGUGCAAAUUGAGGGUGGCGAUGAUCGAAAUCGAGUCGAAGAGAAUGCUGAUAAACCUGUUCCAUUUGUGUUCACUGGCACCAAGGAUUCGAUUUCAAUGGCAAUUCUAUUAAUUGAAUAUCAUUUGCGUCAUCUGAAGGAGAUGGAAGAGAUGCGGCUUAGUGUGGAUGAAAUGCAGCGACAAAUCUAUUCCAGGUCAACCCCUCCUCCUGGUGGAAUGAAUGGCAAUGGUUAUCGUUUUGAACGUGGUGGAUAUGAAGGUGGAAACUUUGGUGGUGGGCGUGGUGCACCGUAUAGAGGACGUGGACGUGGUGGUUCGUUCCGUGGUGGCUUUCGUCAAAAUAGAGGUGGUGGAGAUCAAGAUGAGCGACGCCGUAUUGUUGAUGAUGAGAAGGGAGGUGAGAAAGAAGAAAGUGCUGAGAGAGAAACUCGUCGUAGCGCCGUUGGUCGCGGUCGUGGAGGACCACGACGUGGAGAAUUGAAGUUGCAACUGAUUUUGAGUAGUGUAAAAUAUAUGAGUAUGAAUAUCCUUCAUAACUUUUCACCGUUCUCAGGGCGAGGUCAUCCAGGACAGGCAGUAAAUGGUAGUGGGUAA
Messenger RNA from Thelazia callipaeda (thelaziosis nematode), 1500 nucleotides. The record is from the annotation of a GenBank genome assembly. NCBI's taxonomy places the organism in Eukaryota, Metazoa, Nematoda, Chromadorea, Rhabditida, Thelaziidae.